Molecule: messenger RNA, 1674 nt
Organism: Salvelinus namaycush (lake trout)
Lineage: Eukaryota; Metazoa; Chordata; Actinopteri; Salmoniformes; Salmonidae
Product: potassium/sodium hyperpolarization-activated cyclic nucleotide-gated channel 4-like
Exons: 5
Coding region: 1-1674 (557 amino acids)
Biological process (GO): transmembrane transport; potassium ion transport
Cellular component (GO): membrane
Molecular function (GO): voltage-gated potassium channel activity
Source: RefSeq, a predicted model, not a curated record
AUGGACAGGUUGCACUCCUCCAUGCGUAAAAGGCUCUACAGUUUGCCACAGCAUAUUGGACAGAAAGCUUCUAUUAUGGGCGAAGGAGAAGACGGCGAGAAGGACACCCGGAGGAAGAGUAUUAGGUUGAAACCCUUGCCGUCACCAACCUCCAGAGGAAGCUUCAAAGGCAUCGGGGAGACCAGAAGUGGGGACACAGUGAUCAUGGAGACGGACAUUGGGAGACCAACGAAGACCAGUUUAAACGGAGAUUGUCGGAGAUUUCGUGGCAGUCUCUCCUCCAUCACCAGUCGGCAUGUGCACGACUCAGACUCGGCGGAGGAGAGGCACCUUAUCACAGAGGGGGACGUCACCCCGAGCGAGGAGAGCCCUCCCGGAGCUAUUGGCGGUGGGGCGGACCAAGGUGCGCAAGGCGCCAGCGGUGGUGGUGCUGGUGGUGCCCAACAUGCUUCUCUUGACCAGGAAUCAGGGUUCAUAAAGUUGGAUGGCAUUGAUCAAAUUUCGCCGGACGACGAGAGAUUGUACCAGGCAGGAUUCAUACACAGGCAGUUUGGGGCAAUGCUGCAACCGGGGGUCAACAAGUUCUCCCUAAGGAUGUUUGGGAGCGAAAAGGCAGUGGAACGGGAACAGGAGCGGGUUAAAUCCGCCGGAUUUUGGAUAAUUCAUCCUUACAGUGAUUUCAGGUUCUACUGGGACCUGACCAUGCUGCUGCUGAUGGUGGGGAACCUGAUCGUCAUCCCGGUGGGCAUCACCUUCUUCAAAGACGAACACACCCCCCCCUGGAUCAUCUUCAACGUGAUCUCAGACACCUUCUUCCUCAUGGACCUGGUGCUCAACUUCCGCACUGGCAUCGUCAAGGAGGACAACACCGAGAUCAUCCUGGACCCACAACAGAUCAAGAUCAAGUACCUGAGGAGCUGGUUCGUGGUGGACUUCAUCUCCUCCAUACCUGUGGACUACAUCUUCCUCAUCGUGGAGACGCGCAUCGACUCAGACUUCUACAAGACGGCCCGGGCGCUGAGGAUCGUCCGCUUCACCAAGAUCCUCAGCCUGCUCAGACUGCUCAGGCUGUCCAGGCUCAUCAGAUACAUCCACCAGUGGGAGGAGAUCUUCCAUAUGACCUAUGACCUGGCCAGUGCCAUGGUGCGUAUCGUCAACCUGAUUGGUAUGAUGCUGCUGCUAUGCCACUGGGACGGAUGUCUGCAGUUCCUGGUUCCCAUGCUGCAGGACUUCCCCCAGGACUGCUGGGUGUCCAAAAACAAAAUGGUGAACGACACAUGGGGACAGCAGUACUCCUACGCCCUGUUCAAAGCCAUGAGCCACAUGCUGUGUAUCGGGUACGGCAUGUACCCUCCUGUGGGCAUGACGGACGUGUGGCUCACCAUCCUCAGCAUGAUCGUGGGCGCCACCUGCUAUGCCAUGUUCGUGGGUCACGCCACCGCACUCAUCCAGUCUCUGGACUCCUCCCGUCGGCAGUACCAGGAGAAGUGUGCCCCAGCCUCUCCAUGGGCCCAGUGUGGGCGAAAUGAGCCUUGUUGCCAUGCGGCCACAUUGCCCACCAUCUGUGGAGAGGGACAGAGGAGGAGACCCCUGGAGAGGGUGGCAGGGGCUGUAGAGACCCCCACAUACCGUACAUCCAUCAUCAGAGAGCGAGGGAGUGCUCGUGAGAAAUAG